AGUGUGCUGCUAGCCGUGGUUGGAGGUAGACGCGUUGACCCUUUGUCUCCCUGCCUCCCGUCACUCGCUCGGAUGCGAUGAGCUCAAGUCGUGAGUUUUGAGAGAACGUGAUGCGCAGCGCUGCUUCUCGUCCCCUCUGAGACAGAAACCGUACUUCGAGUCAAACGCUCGCCGGCGGAGGAGCCGUUAUACGUGUUCAUCAGGAGGAAAAGCGGAACUGACAAUGGAAAAGUUCGAAAAGAAGUUCGUGAAGGAGGAGCGAGGGGGGGAUCUGGAGACCAGUAGGCCGGAUGCGAAUAACAACAACGACAAUAACAGUGACAGCAACAGCAGCUCCCCCGAGGAGCACCCCGACGCGGCCAAGUCCCCGGGCCCCUCCGGCGGGAAGUACCAGCUGCGGCCGCGGUCGGUUCACGCCCGGCGCCUCUGCGACAGCGACUGGAGCUUCGGGGAGAGCCUGCGACACAAGCCGCGUGCGGCGCCGCUGUCCAGGUACCGCAGGAAGACCGCCAACGCCCGGGAGCGCUACCGCAUGCGGCAGAUCAACACCGCCUUCGAGAGCCUCCGCGGCGUGUUGCCGUCGUGGGUGUGCAGUCGCCGCGCCGCCUCGGACAUGACCAAGAUCGCCACGCUGAGACUCGCCUCCGCCUACAUCCGGUCCCUGCAGGACAUCCUGGACGGCAGCGCCCCGCAGGACACGUGCUCGUGGGUGCUGUCCACCAUCCUGGACGGCCCCUCGGCAAAGCAGAAGGCAGCCCCGGGCGACGCUCUCUCCAGCAAGCUCAGCGCAGGCGUGAAGCCCGACCACGAGGCGAGCGAAAUCGCCCCGACCUCCGCCGAGGCCGACUUCGUGUCCCUCCUGUGCGAGGCGUCCAGCUCGCAGGCGUUCGAGGACAACCUGGCGUCGUUCCCGUACCUGGCGUCCAUGUCCGACCCCGACCCGGUGUCCCUGCUGCUGGGGGUGCCUGACCCGAGCCCCGGGUGCUGGGAGGGCGGCGGGGGAGGCAGUGGGGGUCAGCACGGGGCCCCCCUCGUCACUUGAUGAAGGCGUCGUUCUAUGCCCUCCGGUGCCUCACUGCCUGAUGCUACGUAAUCCUAAAAACAGAAAAAGAGAGAGAAAACGUAUAACAUCGAUAUUUUCUGUUGUUCAAUGAUGAUACCUUACGUGACUGUGAUAAUAGAAGGCCCUUGUAGAGAUACUCCUGAAACUUGUCAUAAUUUUGUGAUGAAACAAAAAGAUUAGAUGUGUUUCAAGUAUGUGGUGUUGUGUUGGAAUUAGAUAUAUUUUUAAAAAAAUAUCGUGUGUACAUAUUUGAUGUAUAAGAACGCGUACAAUUCAUAAAACUUGAUAUAUGAUAUUUAUAUGAAAAUGGAGAGAGAGAGAGAGAAGAAAAUCUAAAUUCUAUAUAUUAUAUUCGUAAUUUAUUGUACAUAAACCUUCCUAGAACUAUCAGAUUUACUAUUUUUAUAUAUGGAAAAUAUGAUACGAAUUUCCCACAUAAUAACUCUUCAUAAAUGCAAAAUCCACGGGACUCACAAAACUUGAACAUUAGAUAUCAUUACUCAAUCUUAUCUAUAAUAUCACAUCUCACUGUCUUCCUUAAACUCGAAGACAAUAACGAAAUAAUGCCGGUGUACCUGCACGAUACCUAACGAGAAGAAAUAAAUACAAACUCCAGAACAGAAAUAAGAUGAACGAAAAUUGCAUGUUAUUAUUAGCGAAUAUUACAUGUGACGUGUAGUGAACUAGAGAAAAAGAAACCGAGAGUAACAUAGGUUGAAAGAAGAAAAUUUUGAACAUAUGCCACGGGCCAUGACAGGUGGUGCAAUGGAAGCCUCAUUCCAGACAGUGAAAGGAAAGACAAAUAAUAUAUACUUUAUGUAUAUAUGUAUGUCUGUUUGUGUGUGUGUGAACACAUACAUACAUAUAUAUAUGUAUGUGUGUGUGUGUG
This is a messenger RNA of Penaeus indicus, 1952 nucleotides long. RefSeq names its product neurogenin-3-like. NCBI's taxonomy places the organism in Eukaryota, Metazoa, Arthropoda, Malacostraca, Decapoda, Penaeidae. Gene Ontology annotation, molecular function: E-box binding; DNA-binding transcription factor activity, RNA polymerase II-specific; protein dimerization activity. Gene Ontology annotation, cellular component: nucleus. Gene Ontology annotation, biological process: positive regulation of transcription by RNA polymerase II; sensory organ development; axon development. The record is from RefSeq and is a predicted model, not a curated record. Bases 224 to 1042 code for a protein of 272 amino acids. The transcript is spliced from 2 exons.